CCCUGCCGUACUACACCUGGAAUAGUCCGGCCCCUGCCGGUGGCUUGGACCGUUCGCUCCUCCGCCCCUUCCCCUAGGCGGGCGGGAGGCUCGGUCCUGGGCCCCGGCCGGCCGGGGUGAUGGCGCCGCCUGCAGGCGGGGGCGAGGAGGCGGAGGGCGCACCGCUAGGGGAGGCGUCUGUGCUCGUGGAGGUGCGGGGCCUGGAAGCCGGGCCGGGGCCGGGGCCGGGGCCCGAUGGGCUGUGGCGACUGAAGCUGAGCGCCGAGGCCUCGAGGCCCGGGCACUUCCGCCUGUUGCUACAGGGCUCUGGGAGCCUUCCCGGGGAAGGCUUUCAGUGGCCCCUGGAAUCCGUGGCCUGCACCAGCCGUGGCCCCCGUGAGCUGGAGCUGCAGCCACCCAAGGAAGGUCCCGGGCCAGGUGCUCUGACUCUGUGUUUCCAAGACAGCCAGGACGCCCAGCGCUGGGGUGCCCUUCUGGAGAGAGCCCGGGAUCCUGCUCUCAGGGGCACAGCUGCUGCCAGCCCUGCCUCGGCCCCUUCCCCAGGCAUUCUGCCCCCUAGUAUUUCUACACCACCUCCAGCUUCUGAGGCCGAGUCCCUGUGGAGCCCCCAGGAUUUUUCUGAGAAAGAGGAGCUGGCAAACCGGCUGACCCAGGCCAUCUGUGGAGGAGAUGAGCAGGGAGCAGCUGAAGCCGCAGCUGCCCUGGCUCAGAGGCAUGUGCCUCUCAACAUCCUGCUCCAGGAGAGCUGCUUCCCGCCAGGGCCUAUCAGGGUGCAGGUCACAGUGGAAGAUGCAGCAUCAUCAGCUCACAUCUCCCUCCGGGUUCACCCUCACAGCACGAUAGCAGCCCUACAAGAGCAAGUGUUCAAAGAGUACGGCUUCCCACCCCGGGUGCAGCGCUGGGUGAUAGGCCGUUGUUUGUGUGUGCCCGAAAGGAGCUUGGCCUCCUACGGGGUGCAGAGAGAUGGAGACCCCGCCUUCCUCUACCUGCUUUCUGGGCCCCCUGGGCCUCACAGUGCUCGGCCUCCAGGCCGGGGACUAGAGGCCAGCCAGAAAUCAAAUGGGGAGAUCAGCUCCCUCCUCGCCCAGCAACCAGGGCUUCCUCAAGCCUCUCGUCCAGCCCCCACCAACCUUUCUGGAUGCCCUCAGGUCGGCUGGUCCUGCCCUUCCUGCACCUUCAUCAAUGUUCCUGGGCGACCAGGGUGCGAGAUGUGCAGCACCGAACGACCAGCUUUCCGAAGCCCACAGCCAGAGGCUCCUGCUCAGCAGCCCCCAAGGAUUACAAGGCGGGGAGAGGACAUGACCACUCCCUCCAACCUCGGGUCCCUGCAUGCCUUUUUUCACAUGUCAAGUGAAUUCUCCUGACCAGAUGAUGUCAAAUCAGUGGACUGGGGCUAACUUAUUGGAUUGAGGGCAGUCUAAGAGUGACUUAUCCACUUACACCUGGAUGGACCACUGAAUAGAAAUUGGACUAUAGUAAUAAAAAAAAAAUCCAUCGUAUUUGGAGAAGACUGUGUAAAAGCACUUUUACAUCCAUCAUGCAAGCCAGGUUCCUAUGAUUGAGAUCUCUCCCCUAAAUGGACUGGGAAGCAAUCAGUUCAGUUUAGCAAACAUUUAUUUAUUAAACAUUUGCUGUGUAUAGUCCUGUGCUCUGUAGCAUCUUCACAUGUCUACACAGGAUCCCUGCCCUUCAGAGAACUCACAGGCCAAAAAGGGAAUAAGAAUAGAGAAUAUGACCUAAGUUCAUUAAAGGUAAAAACCAAGGUGUUCUGUGAAGUCAGAAGGGUUAGGAGUAAUACUUGGGGUGGGCAUGGAUGAGAACAGGUUUCCUAGAAGAGUAGAUACUUGGGCUUUAAAAGAUGGGUAAAAGGGGGCAGCUAGGUGGCGCAGUGGAUAGAGCACUGGCCCUGGAGUCAGGAGGACCUGAGUUCAAAUCUGGCCUCAGACACACUUACUAGCUGUGUGACCCUGGGCAAGUCAAUUAACCCCAGUUGCCUCACCAAAAAAAAAAAAAAAAAAAAAAAGGGUAAAAAUCCACCAUGUAGAGAGAUUUGUGGAAUAGCAAAAGGCCAGAGGUGGGAACGUGUAGGGUUUGUGUAUGAGAAUUAUCCAGUUUGGCUGGAAUAGUGUUGUGGGAGUAAAUAUAAAAUAAGGCUAAAGAGGCAGCGAGGGAUGCCAAGUUGUGGAGGGCCUUUGAUGCCAGGAUAUGAAAUUUUAGGUUCCUUCAAGAGGCUCUUGUCUAGAAAACUAUUGGAGUUUGCAGGACUGAUGGGACAAGCUCCUUUUACAUAAGGAAUAUUCACUUGGCAUGUGAAGGACUGGAAGAGGUAUAGAGUCAGGAAGAUCUACUUAAGGUUAUUAGGAAAUGUCUAGGCAGGUAAUAAGAGAAUAUGCCAGUUUGGUGCCAGUAGGAAUAAUGGAAGUCAUGGGCAUGAGAUGUUGAGAGGAUGGAAUUGACAGGAAUUGGCAACUGUUUGGAUAUGAAGGAGUGAAGAAAAAAAGAUAUCCAAGGUGACAUACAGAUUAAUAAAACAUGUUUACAUAGAGGGAAACGAUAAACCCAUUCUUGGCGAUGAUGAACUUGAAGUUCUGGUGGGACAUCCAAGGUGAUGUCCUGGCUAGUUCCCAGAAUAAAGUUUAGAACUAGGAACAUAGCUCAGAGCAUUCUCUACAUUUGUUGAUGUUUUUCAGUUGUCUCCAAUUCUUCGUGAGUUGAGAUUUUCUUGGCAAAGAUCCUGGAGGAAUUUGCCAUUUCCUUCUCCAGCUCUUUUUUACAGAUAAGGAAACCAAGGCAAAUGAGUGACUUGCCCAGGUGCACACAGCUGGUGUCUGAGGCUGGAUUUGAACUCAGGUCCUAACUCCAGGCCAGGUGUUCUAUUUACCUAGCCUUAUCUAGAUAGACAUGAUUAAAAUUGCUAAAAGGAGAGUGUAGAAACAACAGUCAAGGGGGAUGCCCAAUUUAGGAAAUCCAGUCAGAGGAGAAACAAGUGGACUAUGCAGAACCAUGAUCAGUGUGGUCAAAUGAUACAGAGAAAUCAAGGAGAAUGAGGCCUUUGAAUUGUGUGAUUGGAAGUCAUUGGCAACCUUUUCAGCAGAAACUUGAGAUGAAAUGAAAGCCAGGUAAGAGGAUGAAGAGAGGAAAGAAUAAGAAAAUAGUAGAAAUUUUAUCCUUAGAAGCAGAUGGGUGGUACAGUGGAGAGUGCUGGCCUUGGAGUCAGAUCAAAUCUGCUUGCCUCAGUUUCUUCAUCUGUAAAAUGGGGUUAAUGACAGCACCUUUCCCCCCAGGGUAGUUGUGUGAAUAAAAUGAUCCUAUCUGUCAAGUGUUUUCCAGUUAUUUUCAAUUAAGUUUUAACACUGAAAACAGAAGAGAAAUGUGUGUAAAUGUAAAGGGCUUUUUUAGAUUUUCAAGGAUGUGCUUGCAGGAGCCAAUGGAAACAAAGUCAAGAUGCAUGAAGAAAGAAGGGGAUAAAAUGGAAUGAAGCUCUAGGAGAGUCAGAAGAGCAAAGAUAGAGGAACUGGCUUUAGUAAGAAACAGGGAUGACCAUGAAAAUCAAGGAGCUAAAACUUUGGAGAAAGGGUUGAGAAAGUGUGUGUGUGUAGUUCUUUUAGCUCUUUAAUAAAAGCUAUGUGGGUCAGUGGGGGCUAAGAGACUGGCUCUUGGAAGAGUCUGGCCCUGUAACUUGCAUGUCUCCCCUCCUUCCCUUAGUUCAUGCAUCCUACAACCACACCUGUACAUAAGGCACUGCCAUGCUCUCAAGGAAAUCAUGACAUAUCCUGAAGGGAACACAAACACACACAGAAGAGCAAGAUACUGAAUACAAAGGAGAGGUAAAGGUGCUCUAUGAGGAACUUGAGGAAGAUUAUUUUCACAUUUCGGGGAAAGACACAGGGAAGGAGAAAGGUAUCCUAAAUGCUGCACGGAGGGGAACAUGCCAUGUUCCUGGAAAGGAAGCAUUUUAAUGUUUGGGAGAGAGAUUGGACAGUCCAGUCCAGGUAUCUGUGGGAGAGAACAAGGGACUAGAAACAUUUUUUAGCACAGCUUACCUCAAAUAGAGUAUGUAAAUAGCAAUAGCAAGAAAAAGCUGGAAAGGUAGAUUGGAGGCCAGUUGUGGAAGGCUUUGCAUGCUGGGACACAUUAUUUGUGCUUUUACUCAGUGGAAAACCACUGAAGGUUUCUGAGUAAAAGCAUAAAAUGAUGAGAACAGUGCCUGAGGAAGGGAAAGUUACCUAAAAGUAGGAAGGUUAGAGAAGGCAGAUGACUGAGACCAGGGCAGUGGCACUAGGAAAAGGGACUGAUUUGAGAUAUUGGAAGUAGAGUCCAUAGGACUUUGAAAUAAUGGGAGCAGGGGGCCAGGAAGGUCAUCAGUUGAGGGUGGAACUGAAGAUGACAUGGUGUGAACCUGGGGUUCUAGGAGAAUAGAAGUAUCAUUAGUUAUCAAUAAAAUCUCAUUUUUGAAAAUA
This is a messenger RNA of Dromiciops gliroides (monito del monte), 4460 nucleotides long. RefSeq names its product SHANK associated RH domain interactor (gene SHARPIN). The record is from RefSeq and is a predicted model, not a curated record. Gene Ontology annotation, molecular function: ubiquitin-protein transferase activity; ubiquitin binding. Bases 120 to 1364 code for a protein of 414 amino acids. Gene Ontology annotation, cellular component: LUBAC complex. Gene Ontology annotation, biological process: proteasome-mediated ubiquitin-dependent protein catabolic process; protein linear polyubiquitination; positive regulation of canonical NF-kappaB signal transduction. The transcript has 9 exons. Lineage: Eukaryota; Metazoa; Chordata; Mammalia; Microbiotheria; Microbiotheriidae.